Knipowitschia caucasica is the source of this 1182-nucleotide messenger RNA. NCBI's taxonomy places the organism in Eukaryota, Metazoa, Chordata, Actinopteri, Gobiiformes, Gobiidae. The record is from the annotation of a GenBank genome assembly.
AUGGAUCGCAGGAUGCUUCAUAAUCCAUCUGUGAACCCCAGCUCAGGGGGGGAAAUCCACUCGGUUUUUGGGAACGCCAACAUGGAGAUCGUCAGUGGUUUUGAAUCUAGUUGUAGGAGUCAAGACUAUGAUCUUUGCUCCACCUCUGGGGAUAGUGGCUGGAAGGAAAGUUUGGGGGGAAUAUCAUUGGAUUUAGAGGCUCCAGAGAAGAGGAACAGUGAGUUAGACAGAACCAAGUUGGCGCUAGGGGAGAAGAUUAGAAAGUUAAGGGACAAAGAAGAGAAUCUGAGUGUAAAGGUUAAAACUCUGCAGAUUGAUUCAGAUGAAAAACAGAAAGAGCUGGACGAGACCAUGAGAUGGACUCAUAGCUUUAGGGUCAGACUGGAAAACUCUUUGAACAUGAGGAAUGACUUGAUCCCAAAGCGCGUCGAGGAUUGUGAGGCCUUGGACCUCAUGUUGGAAACCUUUAUGGGGGAAGCAGAGAGAGAGGAUCUGGAAAAUCAGAUAAAGAGAAAGAACAAAGAACUCCAGAUGGUUAAAUCUCAGCAACAAGCUUCUCUCCAGCAACACGAGGCCAUCAUCGACUCCAAAAACAAGGAGAUCUGUGACUGGAAACAAAAGUUUGUCCAUCUCUCGGUCGAGCGAGAGAAGAUGACGGCCUUUCGGAGGAACAUCUCAGAGUCCAGAGCUAGAUCUGUGGAGGAGCAGCGAGCGCAAAUGAACGUCUACGCUCAGACCAUCCGCGAGCUCCAGCAACAACUCAACGAUUAUCAGGACGAGGUUUUACACAAAGACGAACAGAACCACCGCCUGGAGGACGAGGUGGUUCUGCUGAAGGUCGUGAACGCUCGUCUCCACAUGAAGAACGCAGAGACAGCUGCCGCACUGCAGAAGGCUCAGAGGGCUUUGGGAGAAGGAGCUGAGGAGGCCCCUGGGUCAGGACUCCUCAGACUGGGCCGGUCUUUGCUGAGGGGCUGCAUGUGUGUGGGCGCUCUGGGCCUGGGGCUCAUGGGUCUGUCUCACAUGCUAAGGCUGACGUCUGCAGCUAAGGCCGACGUCUGCAGCGAAGGCCGACGUCUGCAGCGAAGGCCGACGUCUGCAGCUAAGGCUGACGUCUGCAGCGAAGGCCGACGUCUGCAGCUAAGGCCGACGUCUGCAGCUAAGGCCGACGUCUGCAGCUAA